AUGGUUUCUCGUAAUAAUAAUUCUAUUAGUUUUGCUCUUGGUCUAACUGGAGGUAUUCUUGGCUUCAUGAGUUUGGUAUUUACUUGUAUUGGUGUUGCUCUUCCAACAUGGUAUAUUGGUACAAGUGCUGAUCAAACAGUUAUUAUAACUAAAGCCAAUUUAUUUUCUUCUUGUUAUGCUCCAUAUACAUCUCAAGGAAUAAUAUCAUCGACACUUAAUUGUGGAUCAUAUAAUUCGUAUUCAUGUUCAACAACAUCUUAUCAAAAUUCUGUAUUAAAUAUUACAUCAUAUAGUCCAGGAUGCACAAAUCCUAAUAGUGAAGCAUCGAUUUAUUUGGAUUUCGAUGCUCCGAUUUAUCAAGUUUCAAUGACAAAUUAUUAUAAUUUACGUAGUGCUGUUAUACUCUCAAUAAUAUCUAUUCUUUUUACACUUUUUUCAACUAUAUUUGGAUUUCUAACAGGACUUAUAUUAUUAAAUAUUUAUUUAGUUUUUAUUGCUCCAAUAUUUGCUUGUAUUGCUUUAAUCUUUGGUAUUUGUACUUUAGUUAUUGCUGGUUCUGUUCUUAAUUACACAGGUGUUGGUUUUAUUUUAUUUGUAGUUGGAAUUUUACUUGAAUCAAUAUCCCUUGUAUUACUAUCAAUUGUAGCUGGACGAUUAAAUAGUGUCGAAGCAAAAAAUCAUACAAACGAUAAUGAACCUAUGUUUAUAGAACGAGAUGAUACGUCUCCUGAUAUUCAACAUGAAUAUACAAAUAGAAUUUGA
This is a messenger RNA of Rotaria sordida, 762 nucleotides long. The record is from the annotation of a GenBank genome assembly. Lineage: Eukaryota; Metazoa; Rotifera; Eurotatoria; Philodinida; Philodinidae.